AUGAAGCUCAUCAAUCGACUCAUGCGAUGGAACAAAAUUAGCACCGAGGAGUUCCACCCCACUGAAAUAGAUCAAGCCCUCACAGUCAUUGCUCUUGGCCAUACAGAUGCCGACACUGCCCACAUUCUCGACCCCUCGGUCAACUCCAACUCGCCAUGGGCCCUACAGAGAGAAGACACCGUCGACUGGCGUUCCUUCACCUUCUCGGGCCCGGGUGUCCGACCACUGAGAAUCAUUGACCUGGGCGCCUCGCAGCCCAGCGAAAUUCAGCUUGCGAACGCCACCGCCAUGAUAUUUGUUACCGACCUGGAGCCAUAUGACCAGCCUGCCCCACCGCCGGAACUUAAUCACUUCAAGAGCAUGUUGGCGCGUCUCGCCGCAGUCAGGAGCCGAGCUCCUGAACUGCCCUUGAUUCUCUUCCUGCGCAACGCUGGUCCUUUUCGACGGAAACUGGACGAGGUGCCCUUGGAGAGCUGUUUUCCGGGAGAGGAUCACACCCCUCUGGAGGAUGAGUCCCAGGUAGUUUCAGGAGCAAAGCUCCUGGCUCGUAAAAUCAAAGAGACGCAACCAGGGCCAGAGCCUGAGGAGGGGUCUUUUCACUUACAUUUCAUAGCUGGGGAGACGAGUGUUGAAGAAAUCACCUUUAUCAUCGAAGACUUUCCAAAAGAUCCGGCAGGCGUCAGGACCGACGUCAGCGGCGGCGAGGGCGGCAAAGGCACCAUCUGCGGCUCGACGGACUUUAUUUAA
Messenger RNA from Pyricularia grisea, 747 nucleotides. RefSeq lists its product as uncharacterized. The record is from RefSeq and is a predicted model, not a curated record. The transcript has 2 exons. Lineage: Eukaryota; Fungi; Ascomycota; Sordariomycetes; Magnaporthales; Pyriculariaceae. The coding region runs from base 1 to 747 and encodes 248 amino acids.